CAUGAGUAAUACAGUCCCUUUUAUUCAGUUUGGUAACUUUACAUCGGAUUAUUUAAGCAUUUAAAAUUUUUGGUUCAUUUAACUGACAAUUAAUGACAAUGACAACUUCUAUUAAUCAUGAUACGAGUAUCUUGAACAAUGAUCUGUUGUUUAAGAUGUUGAUAAUUGGCGAUUCCGGCGUCGGGAAAUCAUGUCUGUUGUUAAGAUAUGCCGACGACGAAUUCUCAGAUCACUACAUUAGUACAAUUGGUGUAGAUUUUAAAAUCAAGACAAUCGAAAUGGAUGAAAAAGUUAUAAAAUUGAAUAUGUGGGAUACAGCUGGGCAAGAGAGAUUUAAAACAAUAACAUCAGCGUUUUACAGAGGGGCGCAUGGUGUCAUCCUGGGGUUUGAUGUUACCGACAUGGAAUCUUUUCAAAAAAUUCGGAACUGGUUAAAUGAAAUUGACAAAUUUGGUGGAAUUCAUGUUGCCAAAAUGCUUGUCGGUAAUAAAUCGGACUUGAAACACAAGCGAGAUGUUACUUAUGAAAUGACACAGGAAUUUGCAAAUGAGAUGGGCAUUCCGUAUUUAGAAACAAGUGCAAAAACUGCAACAAACGUUGAACAAGCUUUUAUGACAAUGACUGCAGAAAUGAAGAAAGUCUUUGACACUGGUGCUUUCAAAAAUCCUACAAAACCAAUAAAAAUAACGGACGGACGCCGUGUGGGCAACAGCACCAGUUUGCUAUGCAACCUGUGUAUUUGUUGA
Molecule: messenger RNA, 746 nt
Organism: Ruditapes philippinarum (Manila clam)
Lineage: Eukaryota; Metazoa; Mollusca; Bivalvia; Venerida; Veneridae
Exons: 7
Coding region: 93-746 (217 amino acids)
Molecular function (GO): GTP binding; GTPase activity
Source: RefSeq, a predicted model, not a curated record